This is a messenger RNA of Ylistrum balloti, 807 nucleotides long. RefSeq names its product GATA zinc finger domain-containing protein 14-like. Bases 1 to 807 code for a protein of 268 amino acids. The record is from RefSeq and is a predicted model, not a curated record. Lineage: Eukaryota; Metazoa; Mollusca; Bivalvia; Pectinida; Pectinidae. The transcript is spliced from 2 exons.
AUGCAUGCGGCCGUGCCAUGUGAGGGGUACAAUAACAUAGACCCGAACAGUGAAUACAAUAACAUAGACCCGAACAGUGAAUACAAUAACAUAGACCCGAACAGUGAAUACAAUAACAUAGACCCGAACAGUGAAUACAAUAACAUAGACCCGAACAGUGAAUACAAUAGCAUAGACCCGAACAGUGAAUACAAUAAGAUCGACCCGAACAGUGAAUACAAUAACAUAGACCCGAACAGUGAAUACAAUAACAUAGACCCGAACAGUGAAUACAAUAACAUAGACCCGAACAGUGAAUACAAAAACAUAGACCCGAACAGUGAAUACAAUAACAUAGACCCGAACAGUGAAUACAAUAACAUAGACCCGAACAGUGAAUACAAUAACAUAGACCCGAACAGUGAAUACAAUAACAUAGACCCGAACAGUGCAUACAAUAACAUAGACCCGAACAGUGAAUACAAUAACAUAGACCCGAACAGUGAAUACAAUAACAUAGACCCGAACAGUGAAUACAAUAACAUAGACCCGAACAGUGAAUACAAUAAGAUCGAUAACAUAGACCCGAACAGUGAAUACAAUAACAUAGACCCGAACAGUGAAUACAAUAACAUAGACCCGAACAGUGAAUACAAUAACAUAGACCCGAACAGUGAAUACAAUAACAUAGACCCGAACAGUGAAUACAAUAACAUAGACCCGAACAGUGAAUACAAUAACAUAGACCCGAACAGUGAAUACAAUAACAUAGACCCGAACAGUGAAUACAAUAACAUAGACCCGAACAAUGAAUACGUAGAAAACUAA